AUGAAAUGCAUAGAGGAAUAUGCAUUCGAUAAAGACAAGUAUGCGGGAAGGAUGCUGAAGGACAUAUUGAGGGAAGACUACUGCUUUGAUCUUGAGAAGGAGGAGAAGUCACUCUUUGUACUGAGAGAAGGGUUUUUGUGGUAUGAAGGACGCAGGGUUGUGGAGGUUGGUGCCCCCGGGCAUAUCCAUGGAAACAGACUGUUUAUGGUGGAGGACAGACUUAAGGUUUAUGAGCUUCCGAGCGUGCCCUCAUGCUUUUGUAAUGGAUCCAUAACUGAGAGAAACAAGUGUGUGUACAUGGAAAGAGAUGGGAGAAGAUGCUGUCUUCCCUCGGGAUCUCUGCCCGGAUUCCUAGAUGGAGGAUUUUCAAAAGACAAGGCGUGGAUAUGGAGUCUGGAGUCGAAGGAUGGUAGGGAGUAUCUGAGCAGGAAUACCUACUUACUAAAGAAUGAAGAGGCGAUUGAGCUUGGGAAGAAGAUAUAUAGGGAGAAUGGAAAAGCGGUUCUAAAAGUGCAAGACAUCCUUGUAAGGAAGUAUGCCGAGAUUCUGAGUCCUACAAAGGUAUGGAGUAAGACAAUGGGAGAUGAGAUGGCUAUGAUAGCUGUGACUUCCAGUACUGUGUAUGUGGAGUAUGGUGGGUACAUCUGCUCGAAACCGUGUUUUAAAGGUAUCUAUGGGACGGAUGGAUGCAAGCUGCUUGGGCUGUCUUCUUGGGUGGAUAUAUCUGAUCUGUAUCUGACACUUCGAUUGUUUACAGACAUUGAGAUAGACUCGAGAGUGAUGGAAAGGAUUGAGGAGUAUCUCUUCAAGCUGUUUGUGUUUACCGACAGAGGAGAAUGGAUGGUCAGGUGGCUGUUAGAGUCUGGAAUGAGCAGGGAGAAGGAGAUGGUUAUUUGUAGGCUGUAUAGGAAGGUGGACGAUGAGGGAAAAGGAAAGCUAAGGCCGUGGAUAGAGAGGAUAUCGAGCCUGGAUGCUUUGAAACUUGUAAUAAUAUACUUUCCGGAGGAGAUGGAGAGGUAUAUCAAGAUGUGCAUAGAGGAGGAGAGAGAGUAUGAGAUAGAGGAGAUUAUUGAGCACUACAGGGGAAGUGGGAUGAUUGAGGAGAUAUGCAAAAUACUACUAAGGAAGAACUGUCUUUAUCUUUUCAGUCUAUGCAUGCGUGAGCAUGAGGGAGAGUUUGGAAAUGUGGCUCUGGUUGAGAGGUACAAUAUGGAAAGCCAGAGGAAUAAGUGGAAGGCUCGAAGGAUGGAGGAGGAUUUGAUUGAAGAAAAGUUUGCCCUGGGAUUGACUAGAGAGGAAUUUAUUAGAUGA
Encephalitozoon hellem ATCC 50504 is the source of this 1311-nucleotide messenger RNA. RefSeq lists its product as uncharacterized. The transcript has a single exon. The record is from RefSeq and is a predicted model, not a curated record. Lineage: Eukaryota; Fungi; Microsporidia; Unikaryonidae. The coding region runs from base 1 to 1311 and encodes 436 amino acids.